This is a messenger RNA of Lactuca sativa (garden lettuce), 1223 nucleotides long. RefSeq names its product E3 ubiquitin-protein ligase RMA1H1. Gene Ontology annotation, biological process: ubiquitin-dependent protein catabolic process. NCBI's taxonomy places the organism in Eukaryota, Viridiplantae, Streptophyta, Magnoliopsida, Asterales, Asteraceae. The record is from RefSeq and is a predicted model, not a curated record. Gene Ontology annotation, cellular component: endoplasmic reticulum. Gene Ontology annotation, molecular function: ubiquitin protein ligase activity; metal ion binding.
AAAUCUGCUAAAGCUAUGGCAUAUCUCUCUCCCUCAAUCUCCACACGCAUCCGCUACCUUUCUUCACCAUAAAUCCACGAAUCCAAACUACUUUCUUCAAUUCUUCAAUUUCUAUUUCGAGAUUUUCCAUCAGAAAACUUUCUCCGUUCUUGAAUUCGAGAAUUCAGACACAAAUCCAUGGAUCAUCAAUACCUCCAAGAUCCAAUCCCACAAAACACCUUCAACAAAGAAGACAACACCUCCUUAAACAAAUGGAAAUCCACAAACGAAUCAAUCGACGAAUCCCUUAACAACCCUUCAUCUGGAUUCGACUGCAACAUCUGUCUAGAUUCAGUCCAAGAUCCAGUCGUCACCCUAUGUGGACACCUCUACUGUUGGCCAUGCAUCUACAAAUGGAUCCACCACCAAAAAACCACCCAAAAUCCCCAAACCCAAUGCCCCGUUUGCAAAACCGAAAUCUCCCAAAAAACAAUAGUCCCAUUAUACGGACGCGGUCAAACCACCGAACAAAAAAGUCAAAAUCCUGACGAUGACAUCACAGUCCCACGUAGGCCACCUAGCCCUAGAUCGAACCUCCAAAUCGUGCCAGCUCAGCAAGUUCAUCAUAAUCGAAGCUAUCAACAAGCAACACCAAUGGCUUUAUCCAUGAAUAACUUCGGAGGUGGAAUGACUAUGACGAAUUUGAUAAAUCCAACGAGUCCUACUACUGGAAUGCUUGGGGAGAUUGUUUAUGAAAGGAUUUUUGGGAAUUCGGGUAAUAAUUUGCAUCCUACUUUAUUCGCGUAUCCAAAUUCGUACAAUUUAGCAGGGAUUAGUACUCAAAGGGCAAGAAGACAGGCGAUGCAAGCGGAUAGAUCGUUGAAUCGGAUUUGCUUUUUCUUGUUGUGUUGUGUGAUGUUGUGUCUUCUUUUGUUUUGAUGAUUAUUAUGGGAAAAAAAGAAAAAAAAAAGAGAAAAUGGUUGUUUUUUUGGGUGGUUGUGUAUAAUUGUAAAAGGUUAGAUUGUAUGGGGGGUAUAUAUGUUGUAGAAUUGGUUGUGCCUUUUUCUAAUGAUUUGGUUAGAAUUUGGCACUAAAAGAAAGUGUCUUGAUAGGAGUUUAUUAUAUAUAUAGCAUAUAUUGCCUACUUGUGGAACUUAAGUUUUUUGAAGUCACUUGUUGGAGUUGGCAUAUGGUAUUUUAAAACCAUUCAAUUUAUAUAUAAUAUGAGAUUUGUAUUUUAUUUA